CCACCUCUCAACAAUUUGUCGGCAUCAUGACCGAAGGCUUACCUCGGAUGACCUUCGAGGAGUUUCGAUCCGGUCUUUACGCCAGCCAUGGUGCCCCUUCGAUUGCGGGAAGUGUUGAGUAUAUAAUUGCAAAAAAAAAAAUGUACAACAAGCCUUCCUCUUUUCAUGUAUAGUUAAGAAACGAUGACUAUCCCUUGUGUUUAAACUAAGCACCGUCCUCUUCACUUGUCUUUUUCAAACAACGCAGCUAACGUUCUGAGCUCCCGCCAUCACCUCGCCUGAUCCCGGGGGUUCAGAGGUGUCCAAAUCAGCAGAUCCUACUUGCCCUCCGUGCCGAUUGACCAGACCGGGAGAACCCACGGUUUCGCACUCGCGCCUCUCCGGCCCAGACCGUUCCGGCACGCGUGCAUUCUUGUUGACGCUAGCCACAAUUCUUCCCCAGCGCUACUCCACUACUUCGGCCACGCUUGGAGUUGGACUCCAUUGACUGACCUGACCACAGGUCCACAGCACACCAGCCGCCAUGCAUGGGCACCACGAGAUCAGCUCCAGCAGCGGAGGCAGCAGCCCGACCUCCCUCUCCGACCCCUCCGUCGACAGCGACGACGGCUCCGCCACCACGGACGAGUACUGCCCCGACGAUCCGCGCGAGUUCCGGCGCCACGUCUCCUUUUUCUCCCCGUCCGUGCUCGCCGAGGUCGAUCCCACCAGCUUCCGCCCGAUCACCCCGUCCUUCUCCUGCGUCCUGGCCGACGUCGACAAACACCUGCAGCGCAUGGUCCUCCUCCUCCCCGCCUUCUCCGCCGCCGCCGCCGCUCCGCGUGCGGACGCGCUGCGUCAAUGGCUUGCCGGCUUUGACGUCGGCUGGGUGCUGGACAUGGACGAGCGACGAAGCCUCCCGCGGCGGGAGGUCGGGAGGAGGGUCAGGGCGUGGGCGCAGGCGCUGGGCACCAUGGAGCGCGUCUUCCGCCACCGGCACCGGGAGGUCCGCAGCCCGGUCAACGACGCCGCGGCGGCGGAGCUGGCGGCGCUGGGGCAGCUCGCGGCCGAGAGCGCCGGCGCGAUGCUGAGGCUGGCCGGCUCCGUGGCCGCGCUUGGGAGCUCCCCGUCGAAGCUGCUGGCGGCGCUCGACGUGCACGCCCCGGUCUCGGAGGCCUACCCCGGCCUCGCCAGGAUGUUCUCGUGGCCCCCCUCCCACCCCGUCUCGGCCGCGUCCGACGCCGCACUGGCCGGCCUGGUGGACGCGUCCCGGCGCUGCGUGCGCGACCUCAGGGCGUUCAUACGCGCGCCCCAGUACCCGUGGCGGAUGCCGCAGGGCGGCGAGGUGCACCCGUGCGUCGGCUUCUGGAUGGGCUACCUCCGCUGCAUGCUGCGCAACCGCGUGUCCCUCUACUUCGUCCUCGCCGGCGGCAACGCCGAUUCCGACUCGCCGCUCGCGCCCGACGAGGGCGGCCUGGUGACGGAGCUGAUCUCGUGCCUGGAGGCGGUGCUGGAGGAGAAGUCGGCCGCGCUCGCGUUCCCGGGGCUGAGGCACAUCUUCAUGCUGAACAACACGAGCGCCAUCCUGCGCCGCGCCGUGCGCUCCGACCUCAGCAUGCUCCUGCCGCCCGGCUGGGUGCUCGCCCGCGAGGAGCGCAUGGAAGGGUACAUCAAAGAUUACCUGCAGAUGUCCUGGGGACCCGUCGUGUCGCGCCUUGACGGGAAGCCGGGAGCCUUGAACGUCCUCCGGCGACGGAACCCGCUGAGCGCAUUUUACUUGGCUUUGGAGAACACGUGCAUCAUGCAGGGAGGCUGGAAGGUGCCCAGCCCGGCGCUGCGGGCCGCCCUCCGGAGAACUGUGUCGGGGAAUGUCGUGCCGGCGUACCGCCGGUACCUCGGCGACCACCCGGAGGUUGAGGUGCCGGCAGGGCGCACCGUGGAGGAGCUGGAGAAUCAGUUGUCGGAGCUGUUCGAAGGCUAGUAGAAUGAAAGCUUUGCACUGCAUCCAGUACCUGAAAUUCUGAACCAGAGACCAGCUUGUGCUGGCGCCUAUCCACUUGUAGCUCGAUUCAGAAAUUCUCAGUGUAAAAUAUUCACUUUUGCAGCAAAGAUAGAUGGUUAAACAGUACGAAUA
Hordeum vulgare subsp. vulgare (domesticated barley) is the source of this 2113-nucleotide messenger RNA. Its product is annotated as exocyst complex component EXO70A1-like. The transcript has a single exon. The coding region runs from base 524 to 1960 and encodes 478 amino acids. The record is from RefSeq and is a predicted model, not a curated record. Gene Ontology annotation, molecular function: phosphatidylinositol-4,5-bisphosphate binding. NCBI's taxonomy places the organism in Eukaryota, Viridiplantae, Streptophyta, Magnoliopsida, Poales, Poaceae. Gene Ontology annotation, cellular component: exocyst. Gene Ontology annotation, biological process: exocytosis.